AUGGCAGAUUACUUUGAGGAAGAGAGUUCUUAUGAAUCAAGCCAAGGCUCCGAUCUUGAUGAAACCGACCAAGCUUGGUCCAAUAAAGAGGAUGGCUGUGAUGGAUCAUGUUCUGAUGGUAACUACUCUAUGUCAGAGUAUGGAGACCACCCUUCUGAAGCAUAUCCUGAACCAGAGCCACCUGAUUACUCACAUGGAGAUACCAGCUACGAAGGAGAGUAUGAAGGAGAAACUGAAUCAAAUAUCAGUUUCAAUAAAGGAGAUGAAUGCCAUGGAGAGCAAACUGAACGUGAGGAUCAUGAAGCUGACCAGGAAUACUCAUGGAAAGAGGAAGCUGAUACUGAAAUCAGUCUAGAGGAAGAACGUGAGCAAGAAGAAGAUUUCUCUGAAACCGGUGAAGUCUAUGGGGAUGUUGAUGGAGGAGAAGUAUGUUCUCAGUCCGGUGAAGCAGAAAAUAAAGAAGAGUCUUAUGCUGAAGAGAGACCAUGGUGUGAUUAA
This is a messenger RNA of Brassica rapa (field mustard), 498 nucleotides long. RefSeq lists its product as uncharacterized. The record is from RefSeq and is a predicted model, not a curated record. NCBI's taxonomy places the organism in Eukaryota, Viridiplantae, Streptophyta, Magnoliopsida, Brassicales, Brassicaceae.